Molecule: messenger RNA, 204 nt
Organism: Penicillium mononematosum
Lineage: Eukaryota; Fungi; Ascomycota; Eurotiomycetes; Eurotiales; Aspergillaceae
Exons: 1
Coding region: 1-204 (67 amino acids)
Source: RefSeq, a predicted model, not a curated record
AUGUCCUCCUGUACUUCUGAGAACAAGGGUAGAAAACUUGCUACUGCCACCAAAUGGGCCCAUGAGGCGUCUUACCACAGCUCGUCUGACGACGAUGUCACUUUCGUGGAGAGCAAUCCCCUUUCCUCUCGCGGUAGGUUGAUCACUAUCUAUGAUCAUAUACCCCCUACCCAUCUUUACAUCGGUAUCGGUCGCUCUCGUUGA